AGGGAUGCAAGUAUUGUGAAAUCGCACUCAUAUGGAAAACCAGCUGAAGUAUCUUAAAUGUUGAAUACGCAGUUUUGCUAUCGGUGCCAUAUAAUAAUAUAAUAUUAUAAUAGUAAUGAGAAUUAGCUAUAAGAAAAAGUAAAAGAGAAAAAAAAAAAAAAAAAAAAAGAAGAGACGGCCAACCAUUUUCGGAAGGUAAAUAUCUGUCUCCGUCAAUUUCUCCGGCAAAGAAGCUCCGAAAAUGAACCCCCAAAUCUAGCCAUGCUCUUAACCUACAUUCUCCCUCAUCUUUAAUUAUUAAUGAUUUUGUACUGAACUCAACUAAGAAAAACAACUUAUUAAUGGAUCGGGCACGAACUGCAAGUCCAAGACAGUUAAGGAAAUGGAGCACCGAAUCCGGAGCUCCCACUCUUUCUACUACCGGCUCUUCAUCACCAGGACGUGUUCAUCAUCAUCACGGUCGGUCAUCCUCAGUGUCGGGGAUGUCCAACAUUAAGCGUACUCAGAAUGUUGCUGCUAAAGCUGCUGCUCAGCGUCUUGCUCAAGUCAUGGCAUCUCAAGCGGCCACUGGCAAUGAUGAUGACGAUGAUGAUGAUAAUGAUGAUGUUGGGUUCCGAUUUGCUGCUCCUAUUCCUCCCUCUUUUUCCAGGUCCAAUGGUAAUGCUAUCAAGCCUCCUGUUCAGUCUGCUAAGCUCAAUAACAGAUCAUCUUCCCCUAAGCUAGCUAGGAAUUUUGUGGAGGAGUCACCGUCUCUUCGUUCGACAUCAGCAGGAAGAUCGAUUGUGCCAGCUCGUCCUCCACCAUCAAUACCAAGUGCCCGACAGCCUGUGAAGACUCCUUCACCUAUACCACCAAUCGAUCCUCCUACCAACAAGCUGAGAGAGAAAAGAUUCUCGCCAGAUUUAAGACAAGUUAACUUGAAAGAUACAGGAGAUCACCGUGCUGCUUCUGCGCUUCGUGAUGAACUUGAUAUGCUACAAGAAGAAAAUGAAAAUCUCCUUGGAAAGCUUAGAGUUGCUGAAACGGGUCACGAGGAAACAGAAGCUAGAGUGAAGGAGCUUGAGAAACAGGUUGCAGCACUUGGAGAAGGAGUAUCUUUAGAAGCAAAGUUGUUAAGCAGGAAGGAAGCCUCUUUGCGCCAAAGGGAGGCUGCACUGAAAGAUGCAAAACAAGCAAAGAAUGGGAUAGAUGUGGAACUUGCAAGCCUCCGUUCUAAUGUUCAGCAAGCAAAAGAUGAGGCAGCUGCUGCUGUAGAUCAACUUCAAGGGACUGAAUCAGAGGUUAAAUCUCUACGUUCUAUGACACAAAGGAUGAUUUUAACCCAGAAUGAGAUGGAAGAUGUUGUUCUUAAAAGAUGCUGGCUUGCACGUUAUUGGGGUUUAGCUGCUCAGUUUGGCAUUUGUGCAGAUAUUGCUACUUCAAAACACGAGUACUGGUCAUCCUUCGCACCUCUUCCUUUUGAAUUGGUUAUCUCUGCUGGCCAAAAGGCAAAGGAAGAAUGUUUGGAAAAAGGUGAUGAAAAUCCAGAGAGAGGAAAGCUUGUUCAGGAUUUGAAUGAUCUCACUGGUGAAGGAAAUAUUGAAAGCAUGCUUUCUGUUGAAAUGGGCUUAAAUGAACUUGUUUCUUUGAAGGUUGAGGAUGCCAUAAUGCUUGCGCUGGCUCAACAACGACGUCCAAACUCUGCUCGAACAUCAAUUUCAGACAUCAAAUCACCAAGUGAUCCGAAGUAUAUGGAGGCAUUUGAACUCAGCCCCGAGGAGUCUGAGGACGUCCUUUUCAAGGAGGCAUGGCUAACUUACUUUUGGAGGAGAGCCAAAGUCCAUGGUAUACAGGAGGAAAAAGCCAAUAAAAUGCUUCAAUUUUGGAGUAGUCGCAGUGGGCACGCACCAACUUCUCAUGAUGCUGUUGAUGUUGAGCAAGGUCUGAUGGAGCUAAGAAAAUUGGCCAUUGAACAAAAACUAUGGGAAUCAUCUCGGAGAUAAAUUGGGCAUUGGUUCAAGAUUCUUCCGUUACUGGAGAGAAGUCUUCCCUGCGUCUAAUAUUAAUACUUGUGAUCUAUUUUGCUCACUGCAUUCAAGAGUCUAUUUCUCUCUUUUUCCACUUACAGUAGUGUUCUUCUCAAGAGUCAUGUAAUACAAGGUACCAAUCUUUUUCUGUUUAGGUCCAACAGGAAAGGAGGAGGUCCAGUUAAGGUACACGGAAUUUUAUUUUAUUUAGUACAAACAUGAGUAUCUUGAGGAUGACCGUACGUAAAUUCUGAAGUGAACUGUUAUGCUUGUAGUUCUGGGAUUGAUUUGCUUAGCUCCGAGUUCCGGGAUUUGAUACUGUCAUUACUACACCGACUUCUUAUAUCAUUAAUAUCCACAUUUUUGUCUA
This is a messenger RNA of Lycium barbarum (goji berry), 2376 nucleotides long. Its product is annotated as coiled-coil domain-containing protein SCD2. Gene Ontology annotation, biological process: cytokinesis by cell plate formation. The coding region runs from base 342 to 1982 and encodes 546 amino acids. Lineage: Eukaryota; Viridiplantae; Streptophyta; Magnoliopsida; Solanales; Solanaceae. The transcript has 17 exons. The record is from RefSeq and is a predicted model, not a curated record.